GCUCUUUUCAAUUUGGUAUAUUGUAAAAAUUAACAUUAAAACUAUUUUUUAUAAAUGAGAUAUUUAGUAAAAUAGUUUGUAGAAUAAUUUGACUUAUUUGGCCAUUUGGCAAAAGUAUUUUAUUUACCACUUUCAUUUUAUUAUAGUAAUAUUUUUUCACAUUAUGUAUUUUAUAUCAUUUUUCACUUUUAGUCUAGAUUUUAACCAAACACUAGAGGCAGGCACGAGUCUGAAUUCUCAUUGCUUGCUUCUCUCGGCCAGCACGUGCCAGAUGGCAUCUCCCUUUUCGUUCCUCUAACAUUAAAUAAAUAAUUUAAUCAUCUCCAAGUACAAAAUACAUCUUGGAACAAUAAAAUUAUUAAUAAUUUCACUGUUUACUCUGCAACAAGCAAUCAUUAAUUAAUUAUCUAAAUUAAUACAACUAAUUAUUUUACAUUUUAAUAUGAAAAUAAAUAAAAAAAAGUCGUAUAUUGGGAAGAGCGAAUGUGGGUUGGGUAGCUUCAUUAUGCGCUGCGUUUUGGUACCAUUUCAACGAUCACCGGUAAUUAUUCUCCGGCUUAAAUGGGUUCCGACGAUUCCAACCCGGAUACGCUCCGAUUCCUCGUUAAUCGAUGCGCUCAGUUGGAAGCGGGUCAAGCCACUCUCAAAGCUCAACUCCACGACCUUGGUGGUAGUGAUGUGACGUCAUCUUCCGGUAAGAUGACGUUUCCUGGAAACUUCAAGAGUAGUGGCCCUUACAGUCAAGUGCUUCAAUCGAUCAAUGUUUCUGUUUACGUGACUCGAUUUUCUUCUGGCGAGAUCAUUUACUGGAACCGUGCUGCUGAGAAGCUUUAUGGAUGGAAGGACUAUGAGGUGAUCGGGCGAUGUUAUCAGGAUCUUCUUAUGGACGAGGAAUAUGUGCCAUAUAUCAACAAAAUCAGGGAAAAGUUGCUCUAUGGCCAAUCGUGGUCAGGUCAAUUCCCUUUUAAGAAGAGAUCCGGUGAGAUUUUUAUGGCGCUUGUAACCAAGACCCCGUUAUAUGAGGAUGGGGAGCUUGUUGGUGUUGUCACUGUUUCCAGCGAUGCAGUGGUCUAUAAUAGUAUAUAUUCGGAACAACGCAAGGUACCACGGGAUAACACGAGAAGGGUUCAUUGGCAACAAAGGCCACAGGUUGCAUCGGUGCCACAGAUGGCUUCUUCUAUUAUGGAUCUGGCUUCAAAGGUAAUGGGAAAAAUCCGCAAAGAUGACAAUUUCACGGAUGGAGAGGGAUUUACAUCUGUCACAUAUGAUGUGACUCAAGAUAGGCAGGAAACUGAUAUUAAGAAUUGCGGCGAAAGGAAAAGCUCAGAGGAAUCAGUGAUUUCCCAACCUGUAAAAGCGGCAGCAAAACUAUUGGCAAAAUUCCGGAAGAUGAGUGCUGGAACCAAUGCUGAAACAUGUGAUUGCAGAGCUGUACAAAACGGACUAGGGAAAAAAACAAGUAAUGAGAUAUGUUCUACCAGAGGCUCAAAAGAUAAAAAUUCAGAAAAUUGUACUUGUGAUAUCAGACAUUUCCCUUUUCCUUGUAAAACUGCACAUGUAAACGAAAAUAAGAAGUCAUAUGAUUUAGAAAAGGCUCCUUCUCUUGAAGUUUACCAUGAAUGUUCUAAAGAGCCUAGAAAUCCCACUUCCUUGCAAGAUGUAGAGCCUGCAGAAACAGAAGAUGCAGCCGAACGACAAGCAGGAGCUAAAAGUUUGCCGAGCUCAGGGGACAACUUCGCUGGAAGUUCUGGUAGCUCCUCAAGCAAAGGUGAUGGUGAGUCAAGUUCAAUGGUUGAUUCCGAUAUUCGGUGGGAGGACCUACAGUUGGGUGAGGAAAUUGGUCAAGGUUCUUAUGCUGUGGUAUAUCAUGGACUUUGGAAUGGAUCGGAUGUUGCUAUCAAAGUUUACUAUGGUAAAGAUUACAGCGAGGGAACUUUACUGGACUACAAAAAAGAGAUUUGCAUAAUGAGAAAAUUGAGGCAUCCAAAUGUUUUGCUGUUCAUGGGAGCUUGCUAUUCGCAGGAACGGCUUGCUAUUGUUACCGAGUUUCUUCCGAGGGGAAGUCUCUUCAAGAUACUUCACAGAAGCAAUCAGGUGUUGGAUUUAAAACGGCGGUUGAGGAUGGCCCUUGAUGUUGCUAGGGGCAUGAACUAUUUGCAUCGUAGAAACCCUCCUAUAGUUCAUCGGGACUUGAAAUCUUCAAACUUGCUGGUUGACAAGAACUGGAAUGUGAAGGUGGGUGACUUUGGGUUAUCAAAAUUGAAGAAUGCAACCUUCUUGACGGCAAAAUCUGGAGGUGGAACUCCUCAAUGGAUGGCCCCAGAAGUCUUGCGGAAUGACCCCUCCAAUGAAAAGUCAGAUGUGUUCAGUUUUGGUGUCAUCUUAUGGGAACUGGUAACGGUGAAAAUCCCUUGGGAUAAUCUAAAUGCUUUGCAGGUUGUUGGAGUAGUAGGAUUCAUGGAUAGAAGGUUAGACCUACCGGAAGGCCUUGAUCCACGCAUUUCAUCAAUUAUUCAAGAAUGCUGGCAAAGCAAGCCAGAGCAGCGCCCUUCAUUUGAAGACAUUAUUCAGAGAAUGACCGGAAUACUUCAAAGUAACACUACAUCAGCAACCCCUCCUGUUCGAAAAAGCUUAUCCUUACCAUCAUAGGAAUACACAAUGUGUGUUUACGAGCAUAUUACAUAAAGAGCUGCACGAAAAGAGUUUACCGAUCUGUCUGCCUAAUGUGUGCACCUGAAAGUUGGUUCAUUAUGCGGUAAUUGUGGUUCCUAUAAUCACUUUACUGCUGUUUGCUGUGUGCCGUGUGCGCGAGUUGUCGAAAGUUUAUAAACGUUUCUGGCAAUUGAAUGUUUCAUUCACGUAUAUAAUGGAUAGUAUUAGAUUCGGCUGUAUCAGCGCAAAUAUUUAACAGUCUAGAGGGAUUUAUUAUUUUUUGGGGCUAUGGAAUUAUUUCUUAUUAUAGAGAAUAAUUAGCUGUUUAAUGGCUGAAAUAUCGCCUACAGCUUUAUGAGCAUUUUGUGCAAGCAUUUGCUUUGUUUUGGUGUCAUUUAGUGGUAACAAAAAUAUUGAAUGGGUUGAAAUUACUUUAUGUUCCUCCGUUUUGAUGAAUCUGCUCUAAUUUUUAUUUUAGUUUG
This is a messenger RNA of Amaranthus tricolor (Joseph's coat), 3134 nucleotides long. RefSeq lists its product as uncharacterized. NCBI's taxonomy places the organism in Eukaryota, Viridiplantae, Streptophyta, Magnoliopsida, Caryophyllales, Amaranthaceae. Gene Ontology annotation, molecular function: protein kinase activity; ATP binding. Gene Ontology annotation, biological process: regulation of DNA-templated transcription; protein phosphorylation. The transcript is spliced from 15 exons. The coding region runs from base 562 to 2649 and encodes 695 amino acids. The record is from RefSeq and is a predicted model, not a curated record.